CGCAAGGCGAAGUAGAGAAAAAAAUGGCGGCGGUAAUUUGAAGGUCGUUUAUUUACGAUGUUUUAGCAACGACUUAUUUCUUGAAAACGCGCCGAUCGCCUAGUAAUGAAUCAUUCUAACUCGGCGACAGGUUACAGACCUUCAAGGCCCAUGCUAUGUCGGUACUACAAUACGAAUGGAUACUGUUUUUAUGGCGAUCAAUGCCAGUUUGUUCACGCGAAGCCUUCUUCCAACGAUGGUCGCACGGCUGGAGAUAAGAGCUUCACUAUUGGGGCUCCAAACAGUGUGAACUCAUUUCAUCGGAGCUCAUCCACACCAGUGUUCCCCUCACCUGCCAAUGGACCACCUAUCAAUAAUGGUCCUCCUAUCAAUAAUGCCCCACCCAUUAAUAAUGGCCCCCUUGGGCCAAAAGGGCUCAGAGGUGGAGGUUUCAAGAGUAAUACCACUGUUUCUGAUAACUAUGUCAGUAAUAUGGCACAGAUAUCAAUAUCCACAAAUAAGAUGCCUCCAGGAUCUCUUGGUGGGCAUCCAUCUCCUCUCUCACCUUCAAAGAAGGCAUUUGCAUCAUCCUUAGCUCCGGGUGGACCAGUGUCUCCUCUACAUUCUCCCAACAAACCGUCUCUUGGAUCCCCAAAACCACAACACAACCCAGUCACGUCACAAGCAUUUGAAUUUCUUCCAUCGGCUGCAAAUCAGAGUCUGCCCCAGGUCCCAAUGCACAGUCAAGCUCAGGUCCCUGCUCCUCAGCAGAUGGAAUCUAUUGGUGGAACAACUUACUUUUACACUCAACAAGCACAACAACAGCCUGCUGUGCUGUUUCCUUCGUACCAGGCAUACAUUUCCGAACCCUCUCACCUUGCUCAUCUCCACAGCAGUCAAACACGUAACAAUGCGUUCUCUAUGUCGGCUCAGAUUCGACAGGAGCUUAUCCACCAACAUACACUGAGUAUGGCGCAGCUGGACCCAGAUAAUCAAACUGUACCACAAGAAGUAGAUAGCUAUCACAGCUUAUGUCCCAUAGAACCACUGGACACUCCAACAGAUCAGGCACAAAGGACAUUCGGUUAUAUGACAACUUGUUACAAAGCCACAAAUUCGAAAGAUAGUCUUGUCUACAUACUUCGAAGAAUACACGCUUUUCGACUUGUGAAUGCCAAAUCCAUGUUUCUUGUCGAUCAGUGGAAAAAAAUCAGCCACUCAAACCUCGUCAGUCUUAGAGAGGUUUUCACGACCAAAUCAUUUGGAGACAACUCGCUCGUCUUUGUUUACGACUAUCAUCCUGGAGCGGAAACGCUUCUUAUGAGGCACUUCUCGGGUCCUGAUUCCACUCUCGCUGUGGGCCCCGAUGGUACGUUAUUGUUUCCCUCUAAUCCCCGCGCCGGCGGAAUCUCGAACAGGCACAGACCUGGCGGGCACCGAAGUCCAAUGCCCGAGAGAUUGAUCUGGAGCUACAUUAUCCAGCUGUCCUCGGCACUGAGAACGGUACACGCAUCUGGCUUGGCUUGUAGAGUGAUCGAUCCUUCCAAGAUUUUAUUAAUUGGAAACUCAAGACUCAGAAUAAACGGCUGUGGUAUAUUUGAUGUUCUCAGUUUCGACGCCAGUAACAGUCCAAACGCUAUGAUUCCUCAUUUUCAGCAAGAGGAUCUCACUUCGCUUGGUAAGCUGAUCCUUGCCUUGGCGUGUUAUUCUCUCCAAGCCGUUCAGCGAGAACAUAUUCAGCAGUCACUGGAAUACAUGGCUAUGAACUACUCGUCAGAUCUUAAAAAUCUUAUCAUCUAUCUUCUAAGCAGUCCUCUCCCAUCGCAUAUGAAGAGUGUGAAUGACAUCAUGCCGAUGAUUGGCGCCAGAUUCUACACGCAACUGGACGCCGCCCAAGUCAAGUGCGAUGUUUUGGAGGGUGAAUUGGCCAAGGAAAUGGAAAAUGGCCGUCUUUUUAGAGUCCUCUGCAAGAUGGGAACAAUCAACGAACGACCUGAGUUCAGCAUGGAUCCAAGUUGGUCGGAGACUGGUGACCGAUAUCUGCUGAAGUUGUUCAGGGACUAUCUGUUCCAUCAAGUGACGGAGAAUGGAGCACCAUGGGUAGACCUAGCUCAUAUUGUUGCCUGCCUAAACAAGCUGGAAGCAGGCACGUCCGAGAAGGUGUGUCUCGUGUCCCGAGAUGAACAGUCUGUGUUAGUGGUGUCGUAUCGCGAUUUGAAGAACUGCUUCGAAGGUGCCUUCAGUGAAAUUCUGUCGGCCUCUCUGACGUAAAAACAGCACUAAUGUAACUAUAGAUGAUAAAGAUUCUAACAUAAGCAAAAUAGCAAAGUACGCUGAAAAAUAGCCUGCGUGAUCCACGCAAGAAUCCUCGCGCGAAAGGCUCGCGCCAAGCGUGCACGUGUCAGGAGUAUAAAAUAGAUUUUUUUCAUGCGUAUUAAGCGGGCUAUUUUUCACGCGGAAAUAGAUACUUGAUAUAGUAAUGCAUGAAUUGUUUAAUCUGCUGUAGACAUUGUUCUUUUGCUAAUGAUCCCUAAAUUCGGGUGGGUCUUUGAACCGAGAGGCCAGUGAAAACUGUCUUUCGCGUCUUCACCCGUCAACCACCCCGCCUUCUCUUAUACUCGAACCAGUACUCCUCUUUCUCUGCGAAUGACUCAUCCCCAGUCCUUCAGCGAUUCUUAUGAGGAAAUUGUCAAGUCUUACAAUUUUCUCCUAUGAGAGGAGUGCUGAUGGAUUCAGCGGCUACAACCGGCUUGAACGUAGUUCUGAUUAGGAAAUUAUUGCGCAGCAAUUCACGCAAGCUGAGCUUAGAUAAGCGUCACGUUUUGUCUCACAAUCAUUGUAAUGUUUGUCUUUGUUCGAGACAAGCCUUCCCGUCGUCAGCGUGAAUUAGCAAGAUUAUCAUUAUUUCAGUUUACUUUCAACGUAGAAUGGUAUUUUUGCAAAAAGCGUCGUCUUCGUUAUUCAUAAAACAAAAGUUUCUAGGUACUGCUGCCACUCGAACAUAAAUCAAACUCACGCAGUUUCUGAAUUCUCAAAAGGUAUUACCAUCUUAUCUCUCCAUAAUGUCAAAUCAUAAUAUCAUGGGUGACAAAUUGCUCCUUAAUUUUGGCGCGAAUUUUCAGCGUUGAUGUCUAAUUUCACAUGUGA
Orbicella faveolata is the source of this 3126-nucleotide messenger RNA. RefSeq names its product PAN2-PAN3 deadenylation complex subunit pan3-like. The record is from RefSeq and is a predicted model, not a curated record. Gene Ontology annotation, cellular component: P-body; PAN complex. Gene Ontology annotation, biological process: protein phosphorylation; mRNA processing; nuclear-transcribed mRNA poly(A) tail shortening. Gene Ontology annotation, molecular function: protein kinase activity; poly(A) binding; metal ion binding. Lineage: Eukaryota; Metazoa; Cnidaria; Anthozoa; Scleractinia; Merulinidae.